This is a messenger RNA of Ipomoea triloba (trilobed morning glory), 876 nucleotides long. Its product is annotated as basic transcription factor 3-like. Bases 175 to 672 code for a protein of 165 amino acids. Gene Ontology annotation, cellular component: cytosol; nascent polypeptide-associated complex. NCBI's taxonomy places the organism in Eukaryota, Viridiplantae, Streptophyta, Magnoliopsida, Solanales, Convolvulaceae. The transcript has 6 exons. The record is from RefSeq and is a predicted model, not a curated record.
UCACUGUCGCAGUUAGGGUUUCAUUAUCUUCUCCCAAAAACAUAACAACCCCAGCCACUGUCGCCGCUUUUUUUCCAAACUAUCACAGCUCUCUCUCUCUCUCUCUCUCGCCACACUCGCCGUCCGGCACUAUCUCUCGCCCUCGGUCAACAGCCGCCUGAAGCAUCGUGAGAGAUGAAUGUAGAAAAGCUUCAAAAGAUGGCCGGUUCUGUCCGGACCGGUGGCAAGGGAACUAUGAGGAGAAAGAAGAAGGCGGUUCACAAAACUACUACUACGGAUGACAAAAGACUUCAGAGUACUCUGAAGAGAAUAGGGGUGAAUGCCAUUCCUGCCAUAGAAGAGGUGAACAUUUUCAAGGAGGAUGUAGUUAUCCAGUUCCUUAAUCCAAAAGUUCAAGCUUCAAUUGCUGCAAAUACUUGGGUUGUGAGUGGUUCUCCUCAGAUUAAGAAAUUGCAAGAUAUUCUUCCUCAAAUUAUUCACCAAUUGGGUCCUGACAAUCUCGAGAACUUGAAGAAGUUGGCAGAGCAGUUCCAAAAGCAAACGACUGGUACCACCGAUAGUGCAGAUGCAACUAGUGGUGCAAAUGCCCCACAAGAAGAUGAUGAUGAUGAGGUGCCCCAACUUGUGGAUGGUGAAACCUUUGAAGCUGCUGCUGACGAGGGACAAAAAUAAAAUUUCAAUUAAAUUUUGUUCCUUUUUAAGUUCUAUGAGAUCUUUCGUAUCCUUGGGUGAGUGCUGAAUAUGAUUUGUAUUCUGAGAUACUAAGCUUUUAUUACAUGGAUGCUAUUGCUAUCAAUUAAUUUUACCCUUUAGAAGUUCUUCACACCUUUUGACAGAAGCACAGAUGAAUGGCAAGUAGCCCUUUUUUCCUCUGGA